Stylonychia lemnae is the source of this 2007-nucleotide messenger RNA. NCBI's taxonomy places the organism in Eukaryota, Ciliophora, Spirotrichea, Sporadotrichida, Oxytrichidae. The record is from the annotation of a GenBank genome assembly.
AUGGGAUUUAACUUAUCAAAAUCUUAGCAUAUCUAUGGAGUCUUUCGAGAUGAUAUAGCUUAAGUGCCAGGAUAUUCCAGAGAACUUAUUUGUAUUGCUAAUAAAGAUAAUCCAGGUCAAGUUAAAGGUCCUGAAUACAAAGGAAUGAAGACAAUUUAUGAUCUCACCUAGUAUGCUUUGAGAAAAUAUCCAAACAACAAAUUUCUUGGAACUCGUAAUAGUUAAAUUGAUGGAAAACCUUAUGAGUGGCUAACUUACAGAGAAGUAUUAGAAGAAAAGGAUACAUUAGCUCGAGGUAUUAAAGCUCUUAAUUUAUGCCAGACAAUCUCAUAUGAGGGAUAGGAUUGGUAGUUCAUGGGUAUUAAUUCAAAAAACAGAAAAGAAUGGACGAUAACAGCACUAGCCUGCAUGAGAUCAUCAAUUACUAUAGUACCAUUCUUUGAAAACCUAAAUCUUGAUGGAUUAGCUUACAUUAUAAACUAAACAGGACUCCAAACAAUGAGUCUAGAAAAGAAUACAUUUGACAAAGUGAUGACGCUUGUUCUAGAAAAAAAGAUUCACUCACUAAAGAAUAUCUUAACAUUCGAAUAGAUUAGUGAAGAGCAGCUUGAAUAAGCUAAAACUCUAGGUAUCAAUGUGUUUAGUUACCUGGAUGUCUUAAAUGCAGGAUUGAGGAAUCCAAGAAUAUAAUUGCAAGAGCCCAAGCAAGACACAAUCUAUAUGUUUUGUUAUACUUCAGGUACAACUGGUGAGCCAAAAGCUGCUAUGCUUCCUCAUUCUGCUUUUGUUUCUAAUUAGCAUCUUCACGAUUAUGGUGCUGAUUCGAAGCAACUUUAAGAGGAUGAUGUUCAUAUUUCUUAUCUUCCUUAUGCCCAUACAUAUGAACAACUUAUAUUGAUAAGAUCAUUUGUUUGUGGGAUGAGUAUUGGAUUCUACAGUGGAGAUCUAAAUCUAUUAUUCCAGGACUUAAAAGUACUUAAGCCAACAAUGAUGGCUGUUGUACCCAGAAUACUUACUAAAAUAUAUCAGAUGACUUAUCAUCAAGUAAAUAGCAAAGGAGGCUUAGCAAAAUCACUCUUUGAUAGAGCUGUAGAAGUAAAAGUUGAAAAUUUAAUUUAACGUGGUAUUAUAACUCAUAAAUUGUGGGAUAAACUUAUCUUUUCCAAAAUCAAAGAAAUAUUUGGUGGAAAUUUAAGAUAAAUUUUCACAGGUGCAGCUGCUAUUGAUCCAAAGGUUUACAAUUUCUUUAGAGUUGCGCUUAGCAUGAAUAUAUAAGAAGGAUAUGGAUAAACAGAAGGGUGUGGAGGAGGAACUAUAACAAAAACUUAUGAUUUAACUGGAGGACACGUUGGUGGAGUUGUGCCAAUGUGUAGAUUGAGAUUACGUGAUAUAACAGAAAUGGGAUAUUUAAGCAGAGAUAAUCCGCCAAGAGGAGAAAUUUAAAUCACCGGAACUUGUUUAUUUAAGGGUUAUUACAAAAAUCCUGAGAAGACAAAGGAAGUUUUGACAGAGGAUGGAUGGCUUAACACAGGUGAUGUGGGUCUGAUUAUGCCUAAUGGCUCUGUCAAGAUUAUUGAUAGAGCAAGCUACAUUUUCAAAUUGUCUUAAGGAGAAUAUAUUGCGCCAGAGAAGUUACAAAAUAUCUACCUUUAACAGCCUAUUAUUCAUCAAAUCUUUGUUUAUGGAGAUUCAUUGAGAGAUUACCUAGUAGCAAUUAUAGUCCCAGAUAUGCCUUUAGUAAAAUUGUGGGCUGCUACUGCUGGAAUUGAAAUAACCAGUGAUGAUAUUUUGAUUUAAAACCCAUUACUAAAAGAGCAUUUAGUUAAGCUUUUGAAUGAAAAAGCAAACGAAUUUAGUCUCAAUGGACUUGAGAGAAUCAAGAAAGUUCAUUUAACUUCAAAUGCCUUUUCACCUGAAAAUGAUUUAGUAACCCCUACAAUGAAAAUUAAAAGAUUUAAUGUUAAAUAACAUUUUCAGAAGGAAAUUGAGGAGCUAUAUCAGAGUUGA